UUUGCCUCGAAUUGUCAAAAGUGAUAAAUGAUAAGACGAUUUGCCUUGUAUUGUUCAUUUACAUUCUGGAAAACUCAAAAAUACUCAAAAUUAUACACUAUACAAAAUUGCCAUGUCUGAUUUACAAAAGCGCUUUCAAAUCACUGCCAAAUCUGCAUUAUUGGCUACUGCCGGCAUUGGAUUGCUGUGUGUUGUGGUGCGUCAAAGAGCUCGUUUGCUAUCGCUAUUUCGCAACUAUAGAAAUCCACUGGACAGAAAGCAUAUAACCGUUAUUGAAACGCUAGACGAAUGUCAAAAUGUUUUGGAUACAUUAAAGCGUCACUGCCACGAAUACAAUGUGCUUGGUUUUGAUUGUGAGUGGGUGACAGUAGGUGGCAAGCGGCGUCCUGUAGCGUUACUUCAAUUAUCAUCACAGAAAGGUCUUUGUGCACUCUUUCGACUGUGCCAUUUAAAGCAAAUUCCAAAAGAUCUGCGUGAUAUACUCGAAGACGACAAAGUUAUUAAAGUGGGAGUUGCACCACAGGAUGAUGCUUACAAACUGUCUUUCGAUUAUGGCGUCGGGGUAGCAAGUACAUUAGACUUGAGAUGUUUGGCUGCGCUUGUGGAUGAAAAACCAGAGGGUUUAGCUAAAAUGGCAAAGUCCUUGCUAAAUGUGGAAUUGGAUAAAAACUGGCGUCUAUCCUGCUCGGAUUGGGAGGCUAAAGUUCUGCGAGAAAAACAAUUGGAAUAUGCAGCUAACGAUUCUUUAGUGGCAGUGAAAAUAUUUGAAAAACUUGUAAAUAAAAUAGAGCCAAAGCCCUUUUGGAAUAUGACUAGAUUAAAUAUGUCAAAAAUUCAAGAGCGUUUAGAACCACUUUUUGAUAUUCGUUUUAAGGAAGGAAUGUCAACUAAUUUCAAGACGGCUGGGAAAGUAAAAGGUCUUACAUCCGCGGGAAAGAAGGCAAAACAAAAGCCCAUGCAAACACGCAGUAUAAGCACACGUUCAAAGGCCUUGUAUGAUAACUGCAUUUUGCAAGCACCGGAUGGUGAGUUGCUUUGCACAAUUGAUGCCAAGAAAGCACAAUGGUAUGUUGAUCAGAGUCUGGGGGAAAUCAUAACUCAGACGCCGUUAACAGUGCGUUUAAAUUUCGAACCUGCGGGACGUGCGGUCGGUGAAGUAGGACGAUAUUAUCAGACACCAAAAGAGAACCGAUGUGUAGUUUGUGGUCGGGAAGAUCCGCUGUCUCGCAAAAAUGUGGUGCCUCGUGAAUACAGAAAACACUUUCCAGUUGUUAUGAAAUCGCACACGUCUCAUGAUGUACUCCUACUAUGCCCAAAAUGUCAUCAGCUUAGUAACAUUUGUGACCUAAAAUUGCGUAUGAAAUUAGCAGAACAAUGCGAUGCACCAUUUUGCAAUGCAGAGGUGUCCAUGAAAUAUAUUGAAUUACCUGAGCUUAAGCAAGUAAAAUCGGCUGCUCGUGCUUUAUCGCAAAAUCAAAACGAAAUACCUGCCGAGCGUCGUGAAGAAUUAAUGCAAAUUUUAGUAAAUUACUUCAAACAAGAGGAUUUACCAAGGAAGUUAAUUGAGCAGGCAGCUAACAUUGAUACAACUCGGAGCAAUGAAAAUUAUUGCCUUCAUGGUGAGAAAGUUGUAAACAUGUUUCAACUUGAAUUUGGCGGUCUCUGCGAAUUGGAAAAGUUAUGGCGACAACAUUUCCUGAUUACAAUGAAGCCUAAAUAUCUACCAGAACUGUGGAAUGUCAAUCACAAUGCCAACAGAUUGGGAAUAAGAGCAAGAGAAGGACGUAUUAGCAACGAAGAUUUGAUUGUUGCAGGUUUGGAGUUUUAUAAUUAGCUUGAUACUAAAAAGUGUGGAUAUAUUUUAGCAAUAUUUAAAAAAAAAAAACGUUUGUAUUUACUUCUAAUAACUAAACUAAAAUACCUGGUGCUCAA
Molecule: messenger RNA, 1932 nt
Organism: Ceratitis capitata (Mediterranean fruit fly)
Lineage: Eukaryota; Metazoa; Arthropoda; Insecta; Diptera; Tephritidae
Gene: Exd2
Product: exonuclease 3'-5' domain-containing protein 2
Exons: 7
Coding region: 113-1834 (573 amino acids)
Biological process (GO): nucleobase-containing compound metabolic process
Cellular component (GO): cytoplasm; nucleus
Molecular function (GO): 3'-5' exonuclease activity; nucleic acid binding
Source: RefSeq, a predicted model, not a curated record